AUGCGCAUUGUGUGUUUCGUUCAUCUGCUUUGGCUUACAGCCUUCACCACAGCAAAAUGGAUUGUGCCCGCUGCUCGCUGGCAUGAUACCGACGGCAACAUCUUCAACGCCCACGCCGGGGGCUUGGCAGUUGAUAAAGAAACCGGCAAGUUUUACUGGUUUGGAGAAUACAAAAUCGAAGGGCAGGUUGAGGGCGGCGGAGUAUCCGUCUACAGCUCCGAUGACCUGGCAACGUGGACUUCCCAUGGACUAGCGCUAAAGCCGGUGGAUGAUCACCCUUACGUCUCCUCGCAUAAUCGCAUUCAGCGACCUAAAGUUAUCUACAGCAACGAUACUGGCCUUUACCACAUGUGGUGGCACGUGGAUGACUCCAAGUACAGUCUUCUACUGCAAGGACUCGCUACCUCAGACAACAUUGCGGGCCCAUACACGUUCCAAAAUGCCAUCUCACCACUCAGUAAUUGGUCACAGGACUUUGGCGCAUUUACAGACUACAAAACUGGAAAUUCAUACGCGCUCUACUCGAAUGGCGAUCGCCCAGAAGGACGCGACGUAUAUGUCAGCAAGUUCAACAGCAACUUGACGGAUGUUAAAGAGGUUACCUUUCGAUUCAACAAGUACGACUUUGAGGCACCCACGAUCUUACAAACGGAGAAGAGCUACUAUGCUCUAUUAAGCCACAAGACUGGAUAUCGCCCUAACAAUGUCGUGGCCAUGCGCGCCGAUAAGCUCGAAGGGCCCUGGUCGCAGCCAUUCUUCGUAUCGCCGGCCUACACCAGAACGUUCAGCACCCAGUCGGGCUUUUCAUGGAGGAUAAAAGGAAGUAAGGCUACGACAUAUUUGUAUAUGGCAGACCAGUGGGAUAUGCUCUCGCUUUGGGAGAGUCGCAACGUGUGGCUUCCUAUCGAGAUCGACGAGAAGCAAGGCAGUUUGAAAGUCGUCUGGCACGACAUCUACGAUCUUGACGUAAAAACAGGUGUUUGGAAACCGGUCCGCGGAAAGACGUACACCUCCAAGUACGCAAAAACGUCAGGAGAUGCUCACCUCCAAGAGGCUACUUUCGGCAGCCACAAUGUCAUUGCGACUGGAAUCUACGGCAAUGACAGCACCAUCACCUUCGAAGUUGAAGGAGAUGGUCAAGACCAGUGGGUUUCAUUCUACCACCAGAACACGGACGACAUGGGCUUUGGCGAUCAGCCUUUCGGACAGCCCGAUCGUAUCAACGGCACGUGGCAGCUACGUCGCAUCAGCAGUGUUGUCGUCAACGGGGACAACAGCACAGUCCAUACUCUGUACCAGAAAGACACUCACAAGGGCAUCAUCUUGUCCACUCCUCUGCUUCUUCCUCUGCAGAAGGGAAGAAACACUAUAUCAGUCGGCGGGCUUUACAACGGCUUCGACUACAAGGGCGCUGACCUGGAUCGAAUCGUUGUAUAUCCCCCUGAAGAUAAGUGGCAGAAGAGGUCGUUCUUCGGUGCGCUUAAGCUUUGGUAA
Molecule: messenger RNA, 1494 nt
Organism: Colletotrichum karsti
Lineage: Eukaryota; Fungi; Ascomycota; Sordariomycetes; Glomerellales; Glomerellaceae
Exons: 7
Coding region: 1-1494 (497 amino acids)
Biological process (GO): carbohydrate metabolic process
Molecular function (GO): hydrolase activity, hydrolyzing O-glycosyl compounds
Source: RefSeq, a predicted model, not a curated record